Microtus oregoni (creeping vole) is the source of this 1431-nucleotide messenger RNA. Its product is annotated as zinc finger protein 436-like. NCBI's taxonomy places the organism in Eukaryota, Metazoa, Chordata, Mammalia, Rodentia, Cricetidae. The record is from RefSeq and is a predicted model, not a curated record. Gene Ontology annotation, molecular function: DNA-binding transcription repressor activity, RNA polymerase II-specific. Gene Ontology annotation, biological process: negative regulation of transcription by RNA polymerase II.
AUGGCACCCACCCUGCUCAUGGCUGGGUCCCAGAUCAGACUUAAUGCCCCUGUGACAUUUGAGGAUAUGGCUAUGUACCUCACUCGGGAAGAAUGGAGACCUCUGGAUCCUACACAAAGAGACCUUUACAAGGACGUGAUGCAGGAGAAUUACAGAAAUGUUGUCUCACUGGACUUUGAGAUCAGGAGCGAGAACAAAACAAAUCUGAAAGAAGAGCUUAGUGAAGAUAUGGAGUUUGUGACCAUGUCCGAAGAGCUUAUUGGGGAUGCUGAGAAGAACCCGGAAAGCGAAGAAGUCUUUGAAAGUGGGGACAGGUCUGAAAGACAGUGGGGAGAGCUGACCGCAGAGGAGUGGGUCAGCUACCCUCUCCAGCAGGUCACUGACCUGCUGGCCCACAAAGAAGUUCACACAGGCAUCCGCUAUCACAUAUGUUCUCAGUGUGGGGAGGCCUUCAGUCAGAUUUCAGACCUCAAUCGACACCAAAAAACGCACAUGGGAGACAGACCCUACGAAUGCGGCAAGAGCUUCAGCCGCAGCUCCCACCUUAUCCAGCAUCAGAGACACACACACACGGGCGAGCGGCCCUAGGACUGCAACAGGUGCGGGAAGAGCUUUGGGAGGAGCUCUCACCUCAUUCAUCACCAGACAAUCCACAUCAGGGAGAAGCCCCACAAGUGUAACGAGUGUGGGAAGAGCUUCUGCCGGCUCUGCCACCUCAUCCAGCACCAGAGGACCCACAGCGGGGAGAAGCCCUAUGAGUGCGAGGAAUGCGGGAAAAGCUUCAGCCGGAGCUCGCACCUGGCUCAGCACCAGAGGAUGCACAAGAGCGAGAAGCCUUACGAGUGUAAAGAGUGCGAGUGUAAAGAGUGCGGACGGGGCUUCAGCGAGCGCUCCGACCUCAUCAAGCACUACCGCGUGCACACGGGGGAGAGGCCCUACAAGUGUGAGGAGUGCGGGAAGAACUUCAGUCAGAACUCUGACCUGGUGCAGCACCACAGGGCCCACACCGGGGAAAAGCCGUACCACUGCAACGAGUGCAGGGAGAACUUCAGCCGCAUCUCGCACUUGGUCCAGCACCAGCGGACACACACGGGAGAGAAGCCCUAUGAGUGUGUGCAGUGUGGAAAGGGGUUUACACAAAGCUCCAACCUCAUCACCCAUCAAAGAGUUCACACGGGAGCGAAGCCUUACGAAUGUACCGAGUUGUGGUACGCCUUUGCUCAACACACUCAUCUUCAAAUACAUAAAAGAACACAUACUGGAGAGAAACCCUAUGAAUGUAGUCAGUGUGGUAAGGCCUUUGUUCAACACAGUCAUCUUAAAGUGCAUAAAAGAACACAUACUGGAGAGAAACCCUAUGAAUGUAAUCAGUGUGGUAAGACCUUUGCUCACCAUAGUGCUCUUCAAAACCAUGAAAGAACACAUACUGGA